Messenger RNA from Diplodia corticola, 696 nucleotides. RefSeq lists its product as uncharacterized. Gene Ontology annotation, cellular component: endoplasmic reticulum membrane; Golgi membrane; COPII-coated ER to Golgi transport vesicle. The transcript has 3 exons. The record is from RefSeq and is a predicted model, not a curated record. Gene Ontology annotation, molecular function: COPII receptor activity. Bases 1 to 696 code for a protein of 231 amino acids. NCBI's taxonomy places the organism in Eukaryota, Fungi, Ascomycota, Dothideomycetes, Botryosphaeriales, Botryosphaeriaceae. Gene Ontology annotation, biological process: endoplasmic reticulum to Golgi vesicle-mediated transport.
AUGUGGGUGUUACCGCUUGUGGGCUACCUGGGCCUCAUCCUGGGCUUUGGCUUCCUCACCUUGGCCAUUGCCUCGGGCCUGUACUAUCUUUCGGAACUCGUCGAGGAGCACACCGUCUUGGCAAAGAAGCUGCUCACGCGCAUGAUCUACGCCGUCAUGGUCUUGCAGCUCCUCCUCUGGCUCGUCGACAGCUUCCCCCUCAGUCUGAGCGUCCUGAGCAUGGUCUCCCACAUUGUCUAUGCGCAAAACCUGCGCCGCUUCCCCAUUGUCAAGCUGACAGAUCCGCUCUUCAUUGUCUCCUGCAUCCUCGUUCUAAUCAACCAUUACCUGUGGUUCCGCCACUUCUCGACGCCCCCUCCUCGCUCAAACUACUACCCGUACAACACCAGCCGCGACUAUUCGAUUCCAACAUUCACCGAGAUUGCCUCAUACUUUGGGCUUUGCGUGUGGUUGGUCCCCUUCGCGCUCUUCGUAUCUCUCAGCGCCGGAGAGAACGUGCUACCAACCAUGGGCAGCGAGUACGCUACGGGCGAGGGAAGCAGCUUCAUUGCGCCUGGCCAAGAGCCAAGCGGGGCGGCGGCGAAGAAGGCCAAUGUGGGACUGGCGAAGGCGGCCGUCGACGGGGUGAGGGAUUGGUUGGGGGAGACGGGCGAGGUCAUGGGAUUCUGGAAAGGGGACAGGGUCAAGCGUUUCUAA